AUGGAUAUGGUGAAGCUGGCUCAUAAUUUCGGCAAGGAUAUCCGUGAAGCGGAAAAUUGCAAGCCUGGAUGUAAAGCGUGUAUGACACUCAUCUAUCAGAAUAAUUCGGGAUUCUGUUUCUGUAAGCAUUCGGAACGGGAAUCGAUAGGCCAACUGGUGGGCACAGAAAGAGUUGCUUUCGAAGUGUUAACUCAUUGCUUAGAACCGAAUCCACUGCGACGAUACACAGCUCGUAUGCUUGCGGAUUUAA
Cooperia oncophora is the source of this 250-nucleotide messenger RNA. The record is from the annotation of a GenBank genome assembly. NCBI's taxonomy places the organism in Eukaryota, Metazoa, Nematoda, Chromadorea, Rhabditida, Trichostrongylidae.